UGGGCUUUGAUGUCAUCUCCGCUUUGGUGACUGGACGAGGAGUUGGGCUGGGGGUAUAUAUUGAUCGCGAGAGCCGAGUUGAUAAACAGUUAGCACAAGCACUUGUUGGAAACGCUAGUGGGUCUCGACAAAUAGUCAGAAGAAAGGAAGUUUGCAAAGACUUUUACACAGAAAUGGGUUCACAUCACUCGUUAAAUCGUAAAGAAAGUAUCAAGGAUUAUGGAAUAGUGCAAGGCACUCAUAAGGACAAGUUGUUAAACAAUAAUGAUACACAACAUGUUCUUCCUAUUACGGGUAUUAUUGGAAAGGAGAAUGUAAUAUUAUCGCAUCAAGACGUGAAUUUGGCAACUGCUUAUCUUCACAAAUACGCUCACGUUAGCAAGCGAAGAAUGAAAACGAUGUUAAAACCAAUCGCCUCGAAGACUGUGAACAACACAAGCGAGGCUAGAGUUUUAAAACCCGCCCAAACGAACUCGACUCUUGUACCUGUUAUAAACUGCACGCCAAACACAAACAACACAAUCAAUCGUGAUGCAAAGUCAGAGUUGACCUCGUCGCAUUUUACAAUGAAAUGUCUUGCAACAUUCGUGUGCGCGCGUUAUAUACGCGCAUUGCCACAUUUGUCGAUCAUCGAUGUUAUAACUUGGAUGAACAAUGUAGACCGCGCUCUUACUCUUUCUGGAUGGCAAGAUCACGCUUUUUUAACUACGCCUAAUGUCACAUUUAUUUUCACUUGCAAAGAUUCUUUACCAAGACGUAUACAGUCUAUUAAUCAAUUGAAAGCCGAACUUUUGACAAUUUUGUACAUGGCGUUCACCUACGGAGGUCCUGAAAUAAGUUAUCCUCUGAAACCAUUUCUUUGCAAUAAAGCAGGGAGAGCAGAGUUUUGGAGUCGUUGUGUAUCUAUCACGAACAAUCUUAGUCAAAGCAUGUUGAAAAUACACAAAGACACACAUUUUUACGAAGAAAUUCAAUUGGAGCUUGCUACAUAUGGUUGUUUUUUACGAAAGACGAGAAGAAUCUGAGCAGAUAUGAAUUAUACAUAAUUAGACAAACGAGACUCUUUAUCGUCAAAUAUUGUAUUUCCACUUGUGAUGGCCAUGAAGAAAUGUCACGCGAAAUCUUCGUCAAAUCUUUGGUCUGAGUGGGUAGUUCAGACUCAGUGGUUUGUCUCCUGAACUAUGUCAACAAAUAAUUCACUCGAAGCCCAACCAAACAUGCCUUUUCAAGAUUAGCAUUCAUUCUAGAAAUAUAAAACGUGCGACAGAAGUAAGAACAGAAUGCGUUAUAUUUAAAGAGAAAAAUACAAACAUUUUUAUGAUUCUCCUCAUGUGUAAAUAUGUAUUAUUGAAAAUAGUUAUGUAAUAGUACUACGACCUAUUUUUAAUGUAAAUAGUCAUUAUAUGCGAGAUUUAUUUAUCGAAAUUGUAUAUUUCAAUAGCCGGGAGCCGUGACCUGGGAUAAACAUCACGCGGCAAUCUAAAAGUUAAUAAAUUUUUUCAAUACUCUCCAAA
Messenger RNA from Xenia sp. Carnegie-2017, 1514 nucleotides. Its product is annotated as cyclin-dependent kinase 5 activator 1-like. Gene Ontology annotation, cellular component: protein kinase 5 complex; cytoplasm. Lineage: Eukaryota; Metazoa; Cnidaria; Anthozoa; Malacalcyonacea; Xeniidae. The record is from RefSeq and is a predicted model, not a curated record. Gene Ontology annotation, biological process: positive regulation of cyclin-dependent protein serine/threonine kinase activity; activation of protein kinase activity. Gene Ontology annotation, molecular function: protein kinase binding; cyclin-dependent protein serine/threonine kinase activator activity.